GGGCGCCAUUACGGUGCGAUCAGCUGCGAGGGCUGCAAGGGAUUUUUCAAGCGCUCGAUCCGGAAGCAGCUCGGCUAUCAGUGCCGGGGGUCGAUGAACUGCGAGGUGACGAAGCACCACCGGAACCGCUGCCAGUACUGCCGGCUGCAGAAGUGCCUGGCGUGCGGUAUGCGCAGUGACUCCGUCCAGCAUGAGCGCAAACCGAUCGUCGACAAGAAGGAUGGCCAGUCGGGCCCGAACCCGAACAGCAAGUACAACCCGCACCGGAACAAAGAGUAUCACCACCACCAGCAUCACGGCGAACAGAAAGCAUCAUCGGCAGCGGCGGCUGGUUCCGUGUCGAUGGCAGCGGCAGCGGCGGCCGCAGCGGCCGCACCUUCCUUCCUCUCCUAUCUGCCCGGCUUCAGUUUGGCCGACUUUACGGCCAGCCUGAGCAAACAGGCCGGUGGCAACAACAAAUCACCCUCGUUGGGGCGUGAACCACAGCCACCGUCACAGCAACACGGCACGCAACAGCAGCAACAAGGCGGCCAAUUCGGUGCCGGCCAUCAGCUGUCUGCGCUGGGAUCCGCAGUCGGCACCGGACUGAGCAAUCCGUUCGGCAGUUUGCAAUCACUCAAGACGGAAGUUGGCGCAGAACGGCAGCAGCAGCAGCAACAGCAGGAUCUUUCAACGAGUGCGGCCGAUUCGAUUGCGGCCCUUAUCGGACUGAACACGUCGGCGGCGGCGGCUGCUGCUGCAGCGGCCGCCAUCUCCGGCCAUGUCGGGACGAUGGCUGGGGCGGGUUCCGGCCCGUCUGCGCUUCUCGAUUCCGUCCACGCGGCGGAUGGUUGUGGUGCUGGUGGUGGUGGUGGUGGAGGGCUUGCGAUGCGCAAUCUUUCCGCCAGUACCACCACCUCCUCCGGUGUAUCAUCGGGUGGUGGUGGUGGUGGCGGCGGUGUGUCUGCCGGUCCCUUCUCAGCACACGCCAUGGAUACCAGUGACGCAAGUUCCGUCGACAAAACGCUUAUCUGCAGCUCCCUCGAGUUCAUUCAGAGCCUGGAGCAGGAACUGAACAGCAACCUCAACAACAACUACGGCAUCAAAUCGGAACUCAGCAAUGGGCGCGGUGACGACGAUGACUGUCACGGCGGUGGUUUUGACUUUGGUGAUGGUGGCGUCGGUGGCCUAGUGUUGACCGAAAACUGUGUCCCUUUCGACAUCCAGGUCCCUAACGUGCUGCCCAACUAUCUGGGGGUGCACUACGUGUGCGAAACGGGUUCGCGGGUGCUCUUCGCGACCGUACACUGGAUGAAGAAGAACCAUCUGUUCCAGUUGCUCAGUGAAAGCUUCCAGGGAGAGCUGGUUCGUCAGGUGUGGCCAGAGCUGUUUAUGAUCGGGCUAGCGCAAAGCAGUGGUCAGCUGUCGUUCAACACGAUCAUGCUGGCGCUCAUCCAGUACAUGAAAACCGUUAUCCUGAACAAAAAGUACACCGGUGAAGUGGUCAGCUACCUGAUGAAGUACAUUCUGCUGGUGCAGGAGUUUGUGAACGAUCUGCAGAAGCUCAAUCUUACCGAUCAGGAGUACGCCUAUCUUCGGUUGUUGUCCAUUUUCAACCCCGAUAACAUCCUGCAGGAUAAUGGGAAGAAUCAGCAUCUGCUAAAAAUCCAGGAGAUGAUACUGGGAUCGUUCCGCGAUUACUACCGUGGCAAACACUCGCGGCUUGUGAGUAGCGAAAGUGAGGAAAAUCUGCGAGCCACGGCCAGCGGUGCGGACGACGAGGACGACGACGACGAGUACUACAGCGAGCGCAGCCAACAGCGGCAGCAGCAGCGUAACCUGCGCCAAGCCCAGCACGAGCAGCGACUGAUGAAGCUCUUGCUGAAGCUCCCCACACUUCGGGCACUCAACUCGAAGCGUGACCUGGAGGAUCUGUUCUUCAGCAAUCUGAUCGGUCAAGUUCAGAUCGACAGCGUCCUGACGUAUGUGCUGCAGACCAACGAUGGUGCGGUAUCGUUUGCUCAUUUGGUCCAGAAACAGUUGCACAAUCCCUCCAACAACAACAACAACGGUUCCAUUCCAUCGGCAAUGGACAGUGACGAGUGAAAACCAGUGAUUAA
Anopheles cruzii is the source of this 2099-nucleotide messenger RNA. Its product is annotated as nuclear hormone receptor HR78-like. The annotation marks the transcript as partial. The record is from RefSeq and is a predicted model, not a curated record. The transcript is spliced from 4 exons. NCBI's taxonomy places the organism in Eukaryota, Metazoa, Arthropoda, Insecta, Diptera, Culicidae. Gene Ontology annotation, biological process: anatomical structure development; regulation of transcription by RNA polymerase II; cell differentiation. Gene Ontology annotation, molecular function: zinc ion binding; nuclear receptor activity; RNA polymerase II cis-regulatory region sequence-specific DNA binding.